This is a messenger RNA of Polistes dominula (European paper wasp), 2893 nucleotides long. RefSeq names its product vasa intronic gene. Gene Ontology annotation, molecular function: RNA binding. Gene Ontology annotation, cellular component: nucleus; cytoplasm. Lineage: Eukaryota; Metazoa; Arthropoda; Insecta; Hymenoptera; Vespidae. The record is from RefSeq and is a predicted model, not a curated record.
UCCCUCCCCAAACGCAGACCUCGUGGUGAACUAUCUUCAAUACGGCCAUAUUGAAAUAUUGAAUGUCUCUCUUACACAAGGGCUCAAGAGUAGCCGUGAAAUUUUCGAAUAAUCCUCGAAGAAGAGAGGAUAAGAGACAUGGAGAAUCAGUACAGCAUUACUGUUACAAAUAAAUUUGGAAAUGCAUCUGCUUGGGACGAAUCAGAAGAUCCACAACUAUACUUGCAAAAAUUGCAAGAAGCUAAGAAAAAAGAUAAGCUCGCCGAAAAGGAGAACAAGAGUAAGCAGACCGAAACACAAAAGCCUGCUGGAAAUAAGACGCCCAAAACUCGUGUAAUAAAAGAUGCCCAACAACAAGUAACUAAAGUGCAAGAAGUUAAGAAAGAUCCAGGUGAAAAGAAAAUAACGCAACCAAGAAUAACUGGAGGUGAUCGUAGCGUUAAGUUCUCUGGGGAAUCCAGAGAAGAGCAUAACAAUAGGCGUAACCGUGAAGAUUGCGAAAGAACAAUUCGCAACCAAGGAGAAAUAAGACGUGGACAUAAUGGCGAAGCUCGUGAAAUACGCGAAUAUCGUAACACCAAUGAAAACCAACGUGGUGGUGAUUACGGUGAUCGCAGAGGACGUGGGGGCAUGCGAGGAAUGGGCCGCGGACGUGGUGGAAGAGGUGGUGGCAGGGGUGGUUACGAUAACCGCGGAAAACGUGAAUUCGAUCGCCAAUCUGGCUCCGAUAAAACAGGAAUCAAACCAAUUGAUAAGAAGGAUGGCGCAGGAAGUCACAAUUGGGGUACUCAUAACGAUGAGAUAGAGGAAAGCUUAAAUCAAGAAAAUGUUGAUUGGGUAAAUGAGAAGCCUGAAACUGAAGUUACCCCAACAUCAACUGAAGUUAAGGAAGGAGAAACAUCGGCAGAGGCUUCAACAGACGAAAAACGGCAAGUGCUAAAGUCACACGAAUUGACUUUAGACGAAUGGAAACGCCGUCAAAACCGAAGGGCAAAGCCCAAAUAUAAUUUGCGCAAAGCCGGGGAAGGUGAAGACUUGUCCCGGUGGAAGAAGAUGUAUGCUUUGGAGCGAAAGAAAGAAGGCUCCGAAGAAGAGGAAGAAGUUGAGGAGGAAUUUGAUGCAGCUGCUGAAUUUCCUCAGCGUGCUGGAAGGCAAAAGCGUGUUUUAGGCAUCGAAAUACAAUUUAGCGAUGCACGACGCGGCACUGGAGGACGCGGUCGAGGAGGACGCGGUGGUCGCGGCGGUGAACGUGUCAACGGCCGUGGAUUUGGAAAUCGCGAUGCUCCCAGAGAUGGGGAUUCUCGUGGUCCUACAAUGCAGGCGCCUCAAAACGAACAAAGAUCACCGCGCGGUCGUCAAAAUGCUCCAAAAGUAGAUGACGAGAAUGAUUUCCCUUCUUUGGGAUAGAAAGCUUCGUCUUUUGAUUAUACAAUAUCCCACUACCACCGCAGCCACCAACAGUACUUUUAUGACAGAUAAAAUUACAAUUAUUAUUACGAAUAUUAUUAUCAACCGUCUUACAUCAGUGACAAUAUUAUUAAUGCAUCUUCAUACAGUACCUUUUGCAGAAUGAGAUACGUAAUUUGAAUAAAACUUAGCGCCCAAAAGCGCUGCUUCAUAUUGACACAUGAUUAAUUCGUGCAAAGCUUAUGUUAGUACAAAAGAAUCCAAAUAAGAUUCUUAGUGCUUACAUGAAGAUUGACCAUAUGUAAUUGUGAAAUAUAAAACAUAAGUGGCAAUAUGAGAUCAGUGAAGCAGCAUAUCUGAACGAACGUUGUUAAUAUAAUCGUGAAUUUGCUGAAAAAAAAAAGAAAAAAAGAAAUAAGAAAGAAGUCGAAGAAAUUUUUUUCAUAAAGACUCGGAUUAAGAAAUACAAAGUCAAAUGCGAGAUCCAUUUUACAUAAGUUGAAAUAACUUAAAGACUCUAAAUAUUGCGACAUAUAUAUAUAUAUAUGUAUUUAUAUAUAUAUUAUUUCGAAGCAAAUAUAUAUAUAUAUAUGUAUAUAUACAUAUACAUAUACAUAAUAUUACUCUGAACGGAAAGAAGAUUUUAUCGAAAAUGUAUGGAAAAAGAAAAUAAGUAAAGUAAAGUAAAAGAAAAGAAAAGAAAAAAAAAAAAGAACAAUUUAAGCGAGGUAAUCAUAAAUUUUAAUUUUGAUGUCGCAUUGAGGGCCUAAGAGGAGGCUGAAUGCAGCACCGAUACGUAUAUAAAAUUACAUAUGUACGAUAACCGUGUAGCUAUAAAUUUUAAACACCCUUUAUGUUUUAUAAUUUUUAUACGGUGUUUGAAAAAAAGCCUUCCUGAUCGCAGUUGGCAAGCGACAUUGCUUACCGCGCGUAAAACUUAAGAUUCCCGAAGCGUAUGUUUCUAUGUAAUAAACGAUUCUACUAAAAAUGUUUACUUAGCUAAAAUAAGUUUGGCUUAUAGAAAGACAUAGAUACUACUUACUUUCCCUUCAGAUGUAACCAAUUUGAAUCUAACGUUUAAGUGAUGAUUAAUAUUAGAUUACCAUACACUGAAUGACUACACAGCUUUACAAAUGUAUAACAAAUUUUAAAAAAAUAGGAAGCGAUUAAACUGCAGUGUAAGGGAUGGCAGAAUGAAUUUGAUAAUCCGGUACGUGUUAUACUUAUUCGUAGCGAUUGUCAUAUUCUUAAUUAUAAAUUGCUAUAUUAGUUAUUUACGACAGUUGUUAUACGUUUAAAUAAUACAGCCAAUAAUUGACGUACACAUACACACGACACAUCCCGGUCCUCUCCCCCCCCCUUUCUCUCUCUCUCUCUCUCUCUCUCUCUCUCUCCACGAUAAGGAAUACUUUACGAAGCUAUUUGAAAAGCUUAGGUAUAUGUGUAAAUAACAUGAUAUUUACAAUAAUAAAUUGUGACAAGAUCA